This is a messenger RNA of Tupaia belangeri chinensis (Chinese tree shrew), 2196 nucleotides long. RefSeq names its product G protein-coupled receptor 149 (gene GPR149). Gene Ontology annotation, biological process: neuropeptide signaling pathway. The record is from RefSeq and is a predicted model, not a curated record. Gene Ontology annotation, cellular component: neuron projection; plasma membrane. NCBI's taxonomy places the organism in Eukaryota, Metazoa, Chordata, Mammalia, Scandentia, Tupaiidae. Bases 1 to 2196 code for a protein of 731 amino acids. The transcript is spliced from 4 exons. Gene Ontology annotation, molecular function: neuropeptide binding; G protein-coupled receptor activity.
AUGUCUUCCCUUCUCAGGAACCUAUCAAUAAAUGACUCUAGCCUGUGGAAAGAAAAUCAUAAUUCUACGGAGCUUUUCAAUCCUCCAGGAACUCUGAAUAUAUAUCUGUUUUGCCUGACAUGCUUAAUGACUCUUGUAGCCCUGGCGGGCGGUAUUUAUUCACUAGUUUCUCUGCUGAAAAUGCACAGCAGAACUGUUGUGUCCAUGCUUGUGGCUUCCUGGUCUGUGGAUGAUCUUAUGAGCGUCCUGUCGGUGACCAUCUUUAUGUUUUUGCAGUGGCCCAACGAGGUCCCUGGCUACUUCCAGUCGCUGUGCACCACCUCCGCCUUACUGUAUUUAUGCCAGGGUCUCUCGAGCAACGUGAAGGCGACUCUCCUAGUGUCUUACAACUUUUACACGAUGCACAGGGUUGUGGGGAGUCAGGCUGACUCCAGCAAAUCCGGCCAGGUGCUCGGUGUGGCUCUGGCUGUGUGGGCGGCGAGCUUGCUGCUCUCCGCGCUCCCGCUGUGCGGCUGGGGCGCCUUCGUGCGCACACCCUGGGGCUGCCUGGCCGACUGCUCCAGCUCCUACGUGCUGCUCCUCUGCGCGGUGUACGCUGCGGCCUUCGGACUCCUCGCGGGCCUCUCGGUCCCGCUCACUCACCAGUUGCUGUGUUCAGAGGAGCCGCCGAGACUUCAUGCCAAGUACCAGGAAAUCUCCCGCGGAGCUUCCACUCCCGGGACCCCUCCUACUGGGGGGCGCGUGCUUGCCUUGUCCCCAGAGGAUGCUCCAGGGCCAGCCCUGCGGUGCUCCGGCGGCUGCUCCUCGAGCUCCGACACUGUGUUUGGACCUUGUCUGCCCGCUGCUGCUGGGGCUGGAGCCUGCAGGCGUGAGAACCCGGGGGUUCUCUAUGGCACCAGGAGCUUCACCGUGAGCAUAGCGCAGAAGCGCUUCGCUUUGAUCCUAGCGCUGACAAAAGUCACCCUCUGGCUGCCCAUGAUGAUUCACAUGAUGGUCAAGCACGUGGUGGGGUUUCAGAGCCUUCCAUUCGAGACACUCAGCUUUCUACUAACCCUGCUGGCCACCACUGUAACUCCGGUGUUUGUCUUGUCCAAACGCUGGACCCACUUGCCCUGUGGCUGCAUCAUUAACUGCAGGCAGAACACGUACCCGGUGACAUCAGAUGGGGAAAAAACCAAGAGGAAAGGCUUUGAAUUCAAUCUAUCAUUCCAACAAAGCUAUGGAAUUUAUAAAAUAGCACGCGAAGAUUACUAUGAUGAUGAUGAAAAUUCUAUAUCCUAUCACAACCUGAUGAACUAUGAGUGUGAAACUACAAAAGACUCUCAGAGAGACAACCGUAAUAUCUUCAACACCAUUAAAGUAGAAAUCAGCACCACGCCUUCUCUGGACAGCUCCACACUGACAGGCGUCAACAAAUGCACGAAUACUGAUAUUACAGAGACAAAACGAGAUUCCGACCCAGAAAAUGGUGUGACUUCUGACAAAACAGGAGGUGAUAUUAACCAUGAAGAAAACACAUUUUUGGAAGGGCCAGAAAGAAGACUAUCUCACGAGGAGAGUCAGAAACCAGAGCUUUCAGACUGGGAGUGGUGUAGGAGUAAAUCAGAAAGAACCCCUCGUCAGCGUGCUGGUGGUACCCUGGCCAUUCCCUUGUGUGCAUUCCAGGGGACGGUGUCUCUCCAAGCUCCUACAGGGAAAACUUUAUCUCUUUCUACCUAUGAGGUAAGUGCAGAAGGGCAAAAAAUAACCCCAACAUCUAAGAAAAUAGAAGUCUAUCGAUCCAAAAGUGUUGGCCAUGAACCAAACUCAGAGGAUUCUCCCUCCACAUUUGCGGACACCAGUGUGAAAAUACACUUGGAGGUUCUUGAAAUUUGUGAUAAUGAAGAGGCCUUGGACACUGUGUCAAUCAUUAGCAACAUCAGCCAGUCCUCCACUCAAGUCAGAUCUCCAUCCCUGCGCUACUCACGGAAAGAAAACAGAUUUGUUUCAUGUGACUUAGGGGAAACAGCCUCAUACUCCCUCUUUUUACCCACGAGUAAUCCCGAUGGUGAUAUCAACAUCUCCAUUCCAGACACUGUGGAAGCACACAGGCGAAACAGUAAAAGGCAGCACCAAGAAAGGAGUGGCUACAAGGAGGAAAUCCAGUUGUUAAACGAAGCUUACAGGAAAAGAGAGGAAGAAAACAAGGGUAAUUAG